Molecule: messenger RNA, 3808 nt
Organism: Pantherophis guttatus
Lineage: Eukaryota; Metazoa; Chordata; Lepidosauria; Squamata; Colubridae
Gene: NABP1
Product: nucleic acid binding protein 1
Biological process (GO): double-strand break repair via homologous recombination; mitotic G2/M transition checkpoint; response to ionizing radiation
Cellular component (GO): SOSS complex
Molecular function (GO): DNA binding
Source: RefSeq, a predicted model, not a curated record
GGGGAGCGUUUGCGAAAGGAGUUGGUGCGGGGGGAGUGAAGUUACUGCGCUUACUUUCCUGGGGUUGGUGUGCUCACUAGGUGGUGGGGAGAACAAGGCGCAGCAAAGCACCUCAGUGGUUAUAAAAUAACAAGGAACAAGAGAAAGCGCCCCGCUUUCUUUUCUCCCUCGUUUUUCGGUGGAGCUAAGCGCGCUGUAAGAAGCAGGCAGGAGAGAAGAAUGCUGGACUGGGUUUUCCCUUCCACCGGCAGGGGCGGAAAUCGCAGCUGAAGCCGGCCAAACUCUGUUGCCUGUAUAAUCAGAGAGCUCAGGCUCCUAACCCCAACCCGGCUUUAGAUUUAUCUGCGAUCAGGGGUCCCCCCCACUCCACCCCUCGAUUGAGAGUUCAACCAGUUUGAGCUACAGGAAAGGGUUUCUGUGUGUGUGCCUUCUUGUCUCCUAAAAAAAAAAAGCGCCUUCUCCCCUUGCCACCUCCAGCUGUACAUAUAAUUGCUAAAAAAAAAAAAUUGUUUUGAAAAGCUGGUCAAACUCACAUCCUGAUCCCCGGCUGCCCUCUGGUACCCAGUGCUCCGCUGGGAAGGAAUGGUUUGUCCUGCUCAUUCUAUCCCCGCAACGCCCGUGUCUUCCUCCUGAGCAAGUAGCAUGAGCAUGGCAAACGAAACAUACCUCUUCAUAAAAGAUAUAAAGCCCGGACUGAAAAAUGUAAAUGUCGUCUUUAUUGUACUGGAGAUAGGGCGUGUUACCAAAACCAAAGACGGACAUGAGGUCAGGGCGUGCAAAGUAGCUGACAAGACAGGAAGCAUCACCAUCUCUGUGUGGGAUGAGCUUGGCAGCCUCAUCCAGCCAGGUGAUAUUAUUCGGUUGACCAAAGGGUAUGCCUCUCUGUGGAAAGGAUGCCUUACGCUUUAUACCGGAAGGGGAGGUGACCUGCAAAAAAUUGGGGAGUUCUGCAUGGUGUAUUCAGAAGUGCCCAACUUCAGCGAACCCAGUUCAGAUCACCCUGGGCAGCCAAAUAAAGUGGCACAGGGUGAGCAGGCUAAUAAUUCCAUUCUGUCAGCUAAUUCGGGUACUUGUACUUUUGGGCCAACUGGAAAUGGUUUGCCGACUGGACCAGAGCUGAGUGGAUUGUCCACUGCUUAUAAUCAUGCCCCCACCUAUGCAGGUUCUGGGAGGUCUGGCGGACGGGGCCCCGCUCCUCUUGCGCCUGUGCUGUCUAACAAUGCUCGUCCCUUACAAAGCACAAUUAGUAAUGGGAGGGACCCCCGCAGAGCCUCCAAAAGAUGACCAAACCAAACCCCACCCUGUCCACAUAGCCUCGUUAGCCUACUUGAACACUUGCUGCACUUUUAUUUAUGGUUUACUGUGAAAACGUUUAUUCUUUCUGAUUCUUGGCCUUCCAUUGUCUGGAGGGAGAGACUUUCUCACUUCUCUGCCCCCUUGCCCCUCUCGCCCUGCCCUGAUUCAAAAUUCAGUGAAGCUACUGAUCAUGUGUCGUCACCCUGGAAAGAAAAUGUGUGGAAAUAUAGAAGCCUAUUUGAAAAUAGAUUUCCUCGUUAAAUAUUAGUUGCCGUUUUCCAAAAGGUGGCCCAGUUUUGGCUGGAUAAGUAUUUUUUUUAUUUUGGGUUUAGUUUGUGUGAUGCAGCCUUAAGAUGUUUGCUUAUUUCCUUUCUGCUCCUGGGACUGACACACAUCCCAGUUGGUGGGAGCUUGUGAUAAGUGGGGUGGGGGUGGGGAGGGGUAGGAAGAAGUUCCAUCUAACAAGCCAGUUCUCAAUUAAAAAUUUCUAACAAUAAGUGCAGAUGAACUAUCCAAGCUGGUUGACUUGUUAUUUGAUUGGGGUUGAUCUCAUGGCAAGAUUCACCUGUGUCUUGUCCAAAAAAAUGUACGCUGAUAAGAAUCCAACUUUUACAUAAAAUAGAAAUCCCAGAUUUUUACCAGUUAUCCUGCCUUUCAGAAAUGCCACAAAACUUUUAAAUCUCUCAAACAUACAUCUCGUUUUUUAAUUGCCCUUCUCGGUGAUCUGAAGUUUUUUCAUACUUGAAGUAGGUUAUUUUAUCCUUUAGAGCUUUUCUUGGUAUCCAUAUUCCCAGCUGGUGUGGAAUUUCCUGGAAAAAAACCUUUUGCCAGUUGAUUCUGCAGAUUGCUGCUUUAGAGGAGCCCUGCUGAUCUCAAGUGGCAAGUAGUGGUUUCAAGAUGGUUUGCGUGCAGGGAAGAGAAGAAUGAUUUCAUGUACACAGCCAAAGAGCAUCCUAGACAUGAAAAUUUUCCAUUUGCACUGUUUUCCCCCCCUCUACUAGACCAUGAGAAUAUUGAAUCUCAGACUUGCAAAUUAUGCAGGACUGUUCUCAAGGGGUAAAUAAUUAAAGCAAUUGAGGCGCUCCAUCCUUUUUAUAGGUGAAUUGUGAAGGAUGCAGCAUAUAAUGAAAGGGAGAGGGCUGGUGUCACAGUAGCAUGAUGCUUUCAUCCUUUUCACAAAAGGGCAUUCUUCAGACAUUUUGAGCCUCCUAAGUAAGCAGCAUAAAUCUCCCCCUGGCAGCUGAAGUGGAAUGCUACAAAGAAAAGGUAUACGUGAUCAAUGAUAACAUUCCCUUUUUGUGAGAACCCUCAAUUCUUAAGUGCCUGUUAAACCAGGGGUCUCCAACCUUGGCAACUUUUAAACCUGGUGGACUUCAACGCCCAGAAUUCCCCAGCCAGCUUUGCUUAAAAGUUGCCAGGGUUGGAGACCCCUGUGUUAAACCCAAUACUUUUGCAGUUCUUAACUUUGGUGGGGGGGGAUUUUUUUUGGAAAAAGAAUCUUGACUCUGGCUCAAUUGAAGUUUUCAGGUUGCUGAGUUUGAGAAAGCAGAAUAAAACACUCGCAUUAGUACUAACUUUUACGGUUUAAAAAAACCUGUUUUGUAAUUAUUCCUGGUAGCGAUAAAACUAUCCGGUCUUCCUUAAGAUUAUGAUUGUGAUUUGGAAUAUAUCGAAAUGCUAUAAGACGACUGGAUUUCUCCCCCCUUUACUUUUUGGAUGAAGUCUUUAUAAUUAGAUUUGCACUAACUGUAUUUUAAGAAAAAAAUAAACUGGGGUUUUUUUUAAACUUUUUUAAAAAAACCAGUUUGAAACAAUGACUUCUAUUUGUCCAGAUUUACAUGGGUGUAAAUAUAAUUUCUGAGGGGACGCAGUGGCUAGGAUGCUGAGCUUGUCGAUCAGAAAGGUCAGCAGUUCAAAUCCCUAGCGCCACAUAAAGGAGUGAGCUCCUGUUACUUGUCCCAGCUUCUGCCAACCUAGCAGUUCGAAAGCAUGUAAAAAUGCAAGUAGAAAAAUAGGGACCACCUUUGGUGGGAAGGUAACAGUGUUCCAUGUGCCUGUAGUGUUUAGUCAUGCUGGCCACAUGACCACGGAAUUGUCUUCAGACAGCGCUGGCUCUUCGGCUUAGAAAUGGAGAUGAGCACCGUCCACUAGAGUCGGAACAACUAGCACAUAUGUGCGAGGGGAACCUUUACCUUUAAAUAUAAUUUCUAAAUAUAGAGGAUGUAGGUAUAUACAAAUUUUGGAAGCAUUUUUAAGCACUUCCUAUUGUUUUUUCUAAAAUGGUAAUGUCCUGUUAAAUAACAUUAGAUGCUUAUUGAAAGUUUCAGUAGUAUAUGAACUGAUUGGAAUGAAACAUGAUAGACCUGUUUGAAACGCCACAGCAUACAUACUAUUUUAUGUAAUUUUGGAUCUUGCAUCUUGAAAUGGGGGUGGAAUGCCCAUGACACAAUGUCUUAAGAAUCUGAUAUGUUUCCUGAAUAAAAUCUAGACCUGCAGAUUUUCAAACUUUUCA